CACGUGGGUUUUGAUAAAAUUAUUUUUCUUGUUUACAUUUUUUAAAAUUUAUUUGUCUUUUUAUACUAUUUGAAUAAAAAAUUAAUACUUACUCUAUUAUUUACUCCAUAAUAAAUGAUGUUAUGAACACAAAAUUCAAAAUAAAAACUAAAUAAUAGAACGCGUUUAAGAAUUUAUAAAUUCAAAUUUAUAACCAAACAAUGAUCGGUGAUUAUUAUAAUUUUGUAAUAAAUUUAAAUUAUAAAUUAGAGGUACUGUCAAAAUAUUAUUUAUGAUGAUAUUUAAAAUCCAAUUGCAAUUAUUUGUAAUCAAUGGAAAGAGAUUUAAGUUUAAUUGGAUUAAAACUAGAAAAUUCCAUAAUGAUAUUGGUGACGAAAUACCGGCAACAUCAGUAGGACAAAUACGCAAAGUGUUGAGAUUAAAAAAUAUAGCAAUCCAAGAAAGUCAUGCCUGUAUUGCUAUCAAUUGUCCGAUUUGUAAACCACAAAAGUCUAGUGAAUUUAAAGUAUUUGUAAAUAAAGCGACAGGAUAUUUUAUGUGCCAAAAUUGUCGCUGUACUGGUACCUGGGAUAAUUUGACACAAUUUUUAGACUCAAAAAAAUCAGACGAUUUGGAAAAACUAAAAAAUAAUCUUCCUAUCGAAAAUGAUUUCACAGAAGAAUGGGAGACAGUUAAAAAUAAUUGCCAAAGUAUUUCAAAUAUUUCUGAAAAAGAGUACAAUAAUAUCAUCAGUAAUUAUGAAUUACCACCUGUAACGCAAGGGCAAAUGAACCAAUUAGACUGUCACUAUGACAAAACAUCUUCAACACUUUAUUUCCCAUUAGUAGGACUUGGUAACCGGGUAUCAGGUUUUAAAAGUCUCUCUGCAAGUCCGGUGCUCGCAGAAAAAACGACUCCCAGUUCAAAUGCCCACGGGUUAAUAAUUUACAAAGAAAAGAAAAUAAAAAAUGAAAGUACUGCUGUGAUAGUUCCGAGCAUUGAAGAUUUAUUGGCAUUAAUAUCAGAAAAGGCUGGCAAUGUUAUUUGUUUGCCUUAUGGUCUUAAAAAUAUGCCGUUACAAAUCCUACCUCUACUAGAAUCCUACAGAAAAUUGAUUCUUUGGUUCGAUAAUGACUCAGCGAGCUGGGAUUCAGCGAGACAUUAUUCGAAAAAAUUAAAUGAAAAACGCUGCUUCUUUGUGAGACCAACUAAUCAGCAACCGAGACCUACAGUUGCUGCUAAAAGGGGGCAUAAUUUGAAGAAUAUCAUUUCUGGAGCACAACCAAUAUGGCACAAAAGUAUCACGACUUUUAAUACACUGCGAGAAGACGUGCUGAGUGAUUUGCAAAAUAUAGAUAAAGUCCAAGGAGUAAAGUGGACGAGGUAUCCAGCAUUAAAUAGAAUAUUGAAAGGACAUCGUCGUGGAGAAUUUACUGUACUUACUGGACCAACUGGCUGCGGAAAGACAACAUUCAUGAGCGAAUAUUCCCUAGACCUAGCGAUGCAAGGUGUAAAUACUCUGUGGGGUAGUUUUGAAAUCCGCAAUGCAAGACUUGCGAGGACGAUGCUCCAGCAACUGGCCGGAGUUCCAUUGGAUGAAAAUCUACAGAAUUUUGAUUCCUACGCAGACAUAUUUGAAAAACUUCCUAUUUACUUUAUGACCUUUCAUGGCCAGCAGGGUAUAGACGUUGUUAUGGAGGCCGUCGAACAUGCUACCUACGUCCAUGAUAUUGCUCAUGUUAUAAUUGACAAUGUGCAGUUCAUGAUGGGCAUGUCUGAGCAAUCAAAACACCUCGACAGAUAUUGGAGACAGGAUAUGAUUGUCUCACAGUUUAGAUCCUUCGCUACUAAAAGCAACUGUCACGUCACUCUAGUUAUUCAUCCGAGAAAAGAACGCGUUGAGGAAGAACUCACAACCGCCUCGAUUUUCGGUGGUGCCAAAGCUAGUCAAGAAGCUGAUAACAUUCUUAUCAUUCAAGAUAAAAGAUUAACAAGUGUUAGAGGGAAAAAAUAUUUACAAAUUGCAAAAAAUCGAUACAGUGGUGAUUUAGGAAUAAUGAAUUUAGAAUUCGACCGUACAAGUUUAAGUUAUCAACAAAAGAAAAAACAAAAAACCCAAGAAACUCCAAAGGAACCUGCAGAAAAUUCAAAUGAUUAAUUUUAAUUAUUAAUCACCUGACAGUAGUUAUUGUAAAAAAAAAAAAAAAAAAAAAAACAAAA
This is a messenger RNA of Microplitis mediator, 2199 nucleotides long. It is a transcript of the gene mtDNA-helicase, whose product is annotated as mitochondrial DNA helicase. Gene Ontology annotation, biological process: mitochondrial DNA replication. Bases 272 to 2137 code for a protein of 621 amino acids. The record is from RefSeq and is a predicted model, not a curated record. Gene Ontology annotation, cellular component: mitochondrion. NCBI's taxonomy places the organism in Eukaryota, Metazoa, Arthropoda, Insecta, Hymenoptera, Braconidae. The transcript has 5 exons. Gene Ontology annotation, molecular function: single-stranded DNA binding; 5'-3' DNA helicase activity; ATP binding.